This is a messenger RNA of Trichoderma atroviride IMI 206040, 1107 nucleotides long. Lineage: Eukaryota; Fungi; Ascomycota; Sordariomycetes; Hypocreales; Hypocreaceae. The record is from RefSeq and is a predicted model, not a curated record.
AUGGCCGAAUCGCGACUCUGGAAACCUCUCAAAAUUGCCGGUGUUGAAGUCAAGCACCGCAUCGGUAUGCCUGGACUCUCUCGCUUCCGAGGCACAGACGACCAUGCCGCAACUCCCAUGAUGAAGGAGUACUACAGCCAACGAUCUCAAAUCCCAGGCACCCUCAUCGUCACCGAGGCCAACAUCAUCUCUCCCGGCGCCGGUGGUUACCCCAAUGCACCAGGCCUCUGGCGGGAGGAUCAAGUCGAAGCUUGGAAAACCGUUACCGACGAAGUUCACCGAAACGGCUCCUUCAUCAUUGCCCAAAUGUUCCAUGUCGGCCGCGCCGCAGUUCCGGAAAUCGCUGCAAAGGAAGGAAUUGAGAUUGUGUCCUCCAGCGCCAUUCCUCAUGGACCAGAUGCGCCCGUGCCAAGAGAAUUAACUGUCGCCGAGAUCAAACAAAUUGUUAAGGACUUCCAAACUGCUGCAAAGAAUGCCAUUCGCGCAGGCUUUGACGGUGUUGAGCUCCACGCCGCAAACGGCUACCUCCUGGACAGCUUCAUCCAAGACGUGAGCAACACCCGCACAGACGAGUAUGGAGGCAGCAUCGAGAACCGAUCCCGCUUUGCAUAUGAAGUCAUGAAAGCCGUCGGCGAUGCCAUUGGACCUCAGCGCGUCGGAAUGCGCUUCAGCCCCUGGAGCACUUUCCAGGGCAUGCGAAUGGAAGACCCUAUUCCUCAGUUUUCACAUGUCAUCAGCAAGGCCAAGGAGCUGGGCCUUGCUUAUAUCCAUCUGAUUGAACCUCGAGUUGCCAACUCUGACGAUCUGGAGCACCCGAUUGUCGAGAGCUUGGACUUUGCAAUCAACUUGUGGGAUGGGCCAAUCCUUCUGGCGGGUGGAUAUAAGCCGAAUAACGUGCACAAGACGAUUGAUGAGAUGUAUCCCGACAAGGACAUCAUGGUCAUGUUUGGCCGAUCCUUUGUCGCAAACCCGGAUCUGGUCUUUAGGAUUAAGCAUAGCUUGCAGCUGAAUCCGUAUGACCGCAGCACCUUUUACGCCGUGAAGAAUCCCAAGGGUUAUCUGGAUUACCCAUUCAGUCCUGAGUUUGAAGCAACGACUAAGGCGUAG